AUGAGCAACUCCUCGCCGGCGAAGGUUGAUUUUUACGAUCAUUUCCAUACAGUGAACGUACCCUCUCUUUCGAGAAGCAAUCCCUACCAACCACUCCCGACCGACGAGAAGCGUCCUCCGUCCUACUCUCAGGACGAGUUUGUCGAGCAGCAUGACCAUGACUCUCAACACCAAUGCCGACACCAACGAAAAUGCCAUAGCGCACGUUUACGGCGCAUUCUUCUGCCCGUGAUCCUCGCGUUUACGCUGCUGAUCGGGAUCAUCACAAUGCAUGCCGUCUGCUUUAGCAAUGGCGGGAUGGUCGACUCGUGGGGAGCAGACGGCGGUGUAGCGGGAAUUUGGAGAGGUGUGGGGAGCGAUGGGAUGCCCGAUGUCGCGCCACCAACGGAAAACCUCAACAAACGCAUCGUCGAUUUCUCAAAGCUUCACAUCGGAACUGUGACCUCUGUCGAUGAUCUAGCGAAGCGCGUUUCUUCUGCACCAAUCACGAAGCGUCAGUCGGGCGGCGCGGCGCCUGGCAACGGCAAUAACGAAGAGAGUGCCUUCACUCGCAACAAGCUGUACCUCAUUGUCAUCUUCGUUGGUCUGUUGGUAGUUGUUAUACUAGCUAUCAUGCUGUCUGCUUGGUGUUGCAAAAGUUCGUUUGAGAACCCGUUGUGCUGUCCUUGCUAUCUCUGUGCCUGCUGUGGUGGCCUUGCGUGUCUCGAGUGUAUUGGCUGCGGUCUCUGCUGCGAAGGUGUUAGCGAACUCACAGAGUAA
Molecule: messenger RNA, 759 nt
Organism: Pleurotus ostreatus (oyster mushroom)
Lineage: Eukaryota; Fungi; Basidiomycota; Agaricomycetes; Agaricales; Pleurotaceae
Exons: 3
Coding region: 1-759 (252 amino acids)
Source: RefSeq, a predicted model, not a curated record